AUGUCUCUUGAAAAGUUAAAAACUGAGCGCAAAAACAGCAAAUCUGGUCUAACGAGAGCCAUAAAUUGGUUAAGUAAUAAUCAAGAUACAAUCACUGAUAUUAGUCAAGUUCAAAUUCGUCAAGAAGGUUUAAAAAAACAUUUUGAUAGAUAUAAUGUGGCUCAAGACCAAAUUGAGGGUUUUCCUCAGGCUUCUUCUACCGAGGAAGAUGCUGAUAAGGAAAAUAGGCUAGAAACUGAAAAUAAAUUCUAUGAUACUCUUGCUCAAUAUGAAAAUUGUAUUAAAAAAUUGUCUGUUUCAACUCUACAAAAUGUAAACUUACCCCAGGAUACCUCACAUAGAAUUGCAGGUGUAAAAUUACCCGAUAUUACCAUAGCGCCCUUUAAUGUAUUAGAUAAAAUAACCCAUCAACUUCCCCAAGUUUCGAUCCAGGUUGAUAAGUUAAAAAUACCUAGUGAUAUUUUUGAAAAACUGGCAGACCCUGGAUUUUUCACUCCAUCUGAUAUAGACAUACUGGUUGGUGCUGACGUUUAUUAUUCUCUCUUGUCCAGCGGUAUUCUUGAGUUAGGUACUAAUUAUCCUACUCUAUUGAACACACACUUAGGUUGGAUAGUAGCCGGUAAUGUACCACUACACUGUUCAGCGCUUCAUUUACGUUCAGAGUUACAACUCUCACGUUGUAACUUUUCUCAAGAAAUCAAUUCUCCUUCAAACUUAGAUUUAGACAACAGUCUGUGUAAAUUUUGGAAUACUGAAAAAAUUUUUGAAGAUAUUCCCCUUGCACCUGAAGAUGAACAAGCAGAAGAAAUAUUUGUUUUAAAGACCCAAGUACUAAAAAGUGGCUCCUAUCAAGUUGAUAUUCCCCUCAAGUCGCCAGUUGAGCAUCUUAAGUUGGGUGACUCAUAUACUAUUGCCGAAAAACGAUUUUUCCUUCUUGAAAAGCGGUUUCAAAAGGACCCUUCUUUGUUUUCUCGUUAUAAGCAAUUUAUUGAUGAAUAUGUCUCUCUUGGACAUGCGCAAUACAUCCCUCUCACUCUCAUUACUCCCAAAUCUGAAAACAAAUAUUUUAUUCCUCAUUUAUGUGUCAUUCGUGAGUCUAGCGCGACCACGAAGCUUCGAGUCGUCUUUGACGCUUCCUCUAAGAGUUCAACAGGAUAUUCUUUGAAUGACGUAACACUCAAAGGUUUUACAGUUCAGCCUGAACUGUAUGACAUCUUAUGCCGUUUCAGAACCUUUAGAUAUGUCUUAACCACUGACAUUGAAAAAAUGUACCGUCAGGUGUCAAUAAACCCUGAACACAGAUUUCUACAAAAUAUUUUAUGGAGAGAUAACCCCAAAAAUCCAUUAAGUUGCAUAGAGCUCUCAACGGUAACUUAUGGAACCAAUUUUGCACCUUUUGUUUGCACUCGCGUGUUAAAUGAAAUUGCUCAAAUCAAUUCACAAAAGUUUCCCUUAGCCUCUGAAGCAAUUAUGACGCAAUGUUUCAUGGACGACGUUUUGGCCGGUUGUGACAAGUACUGUGAAUUGCAGACCCUUUAUGACGAACUCACUGAAAUGCUUAAAAUAUCUGGUUUUAAUUUGCACAAAUGGUGCUCAAAUUCACAGAAAUUUUUGAGUCAGGUCUCUGAAAAAGUUACUCACGAGUACAACAUGAACUUUGAUGAUACUCCUAAUAAAGUAUUAGGUUUGAAAUGGUAUCCAGUUGAGGAUGUACUUUGUAUCUCUACGCCCCAAGUCCCUCAGACAGAUCUCUUAACAAAAAGAAUGGUUUUAUCGACUAUUGCCCAAUGUUUUGAUCCAUUGGGUCUAGUAAAUCCUGUUAUUGUCCAAGGAAAAAUUUUGAUGCAAAUUCUUUGGUGUAAAAAGUUGCAUUGGGACACAAUUAUCACAGAUGAAACUAUCAUAUCAAAAUGGAAUGAUUUUAUUAAACACAUAUCUCUUCUUCAAGGUUUAAAAAUUUCUCGGAAUUUAUUUCUCAAUAAAACUAUCAAAAAUGUUGAAUACCACGGUUUUGCAGAUGCCAGCUUAGCUGCUUAUGGAGCAUGCAUAUACCUUCGCGUUAUUUACUCAGACAACACGGUCACAUGUAAUUUGAUUUCAUCCAAAUCAAAGGUUGCUCCGAUUAAGAGUAUUUCACUUCCUAAACUUGAAUUGUGUGGCAUCGUUCUAUUAGCUAAGCUUACUCAGAGAAUAGUAAAGAGUUUUGAGAAGAAUCUUAAAUCAAAAAUUACCUCUAUAAAUCUAUGGUCUGACUCGCAAAUAGCUCUCGCUUGGUGUAAAAGUCACCCUAGUAGGUGGACUGUGUUUGUAGCUCAUCGAGUAUCCCUAGUUCAGGAUCUUACUUCUGAUUGUGUGUGGCGAUACAUUAAAUCGUCCGAGAAUCCAGCAGAUAUGUUAUCUAGAGGACUAUUUUCUCAAGACAUUUUAAAAUCUGGAUUUUGGUUUCACGGGCCAAAGUUCUUAAAUUCGAUGGAUUUAAAUUUGAAAGCCUUUGAUACUCCCUCCAAAGAAACUAAUCUUCCAGAAGAACGAAAGGUUAAUUUACACGUAGUAGAAACCUUUUCGUCUCGACAAAGUGAAUUCUGGCAUGAUUUGUUUUUAAAGUUUUCUAGUUUUUCUAGGCUUCAACGAGUAAUCGCAUACAUUUUGCGUUUUAUUCAUAACUCCAAAAAUAAAUUAAGUAGAUCUGAUGGCGCUCUGACAGUCACAGAACUUAGUUCAGUUCUUCAACUAAUAGUUCAGAUACUUCAAAAAAAAUAUUUUUCUAAAGAAAUCUGUGAGCUUAAAAGUAAUAAGCCUCUCUCUAACAAGAACUUAAUUUCCCUAAAACCCUUUGUGGACACUUUUGGCAUUCUAAGAGUUGGUGGUAGGUUGGAUUAUGCUGAAGUCUCUUACGAUCAAAAACAUCCAAUCCUUCUUCCAGCAAACGAUUAUGUCGUCUCUCUCAUGCUCUCACGUGAACAUAAACGUUUAGGUCACGCUGGGCCGCAAAACGUACUCUCAAAUUUCAGACUUAGAUUCUGGCCCUUAAAUGGCUUGCGCCAAAUUAAACGCUUAAUUAGGAAUUGCACAGUCUGUUUUCGAUUCAAUGCCCAGACAAAUCAGCAAAUUAUGGCUAGUCUCCCAAAAGAAAGAAUAACAAUUUCACGACCAUUUCAAAAAGUUGGUGUAGAUUUUGGUGGUCCUUUUUUUCUCAAAUCCUCAAGGCUUCGAAAAGCCAAUGUUAUUAAAGGUUACAUUGCUCUAUUCGUGUGUAUGUCCACAAAAGCCGUUCAUCUUGAGAUAGUCUCGAGUUUAUCUACUGAAGCCUUUCUAAUGACAUUUAAACGAUUUAUUUCUCGAAGAGGCAAUCCCACAGUUGUGUUCAGUGAUAAUGCAACAAAUUUUGCAGGCGCAAGAAAUCAAUUAAGAGAACUGUACGAGUUUUUCCGAAUUGACAAACAGUAUGAUGCUUUGAAAACGUUUCUAACUCAAAACGAAACCGAAUGGAGGUUUAUUCCCCCUCGAUCUCCUCACUGGGGAGGUAUCUGGGAGUCCGCAAUUAAAAGCACAAAGUAUCAUCUAUACCGAAUUAUGAAGAAUUCUCAGUUUACGUUUGAAGAGUUUAGUACUAUUCUUUGCCAGAUAGAGGCUAUUUUAAAUUCUCGGCCGCUUUGCUCUAUGUCUAACGAUCCCUCUGACUUCUCCUCAUUGACCCCUGGUCAUUUUUUAAUAGGUACGUCCCUAACGGCCUAUCCUGAAAAGGACUUAAAGAAAAUUCCCGAAAAUAGACUCUCUUUUUGGCAGAGAUGUUCACAGAUCCAACAAAUUUUUUGGAAACGAUGGACUGUAGAGUACCUAAAUCGUCUCCAAAAUCGACCAAAAUGGUUUCGGUCAUCCAAAAAUCUCGAAGUUAAUGAUUUGGUCCUCCUCAAAGAGGAUGGAACUCCCCCUCUUAAAUGGCCUCUAGCUAGAGUGACUGAGGUUAUGAAGGGUGCAGAUGGAAGAGUCAGGGUGGUUAAACUCAAAACUACUGACGGAUAUUAUACCAGACCUAUCACAAAGGUCUGUCCGCUACCCCAAGAAAACGUUCAAGUUUCUCUUACUGAAUCUGAUAAAUAA
Anthonomus grandis grandis is the source of this 4101-nucleotide messenger RNA. RefSeq lists its product as uncharacterized. The transcript has 2 exons. Gene Ontology annotation, biological process: DNA integration. Lineage: Eukaryota; Metazoa; Arthropoda; Insecta; Coleoptera; Curculionidae. Bases 1 to 4101 code for a protein of 1366 amino acids. Gene Ontology annotation, molecular function: nucleic acid binding. The record is from RefSeq and is a predicted model, not a curated record.